AUGUCUGCUGACGAGCCCUCCUCAGACGCGGCACCAUUUCUUUCCGAUGACAGCGAGGUGGAGGCAGAAGAGGAGGCUCAGCGGGCGGGUGCCCCUGAGGAAGUGGAGCCGAGCAGUGGCGUGGCCCCUGUGCGUGCCUUGUUGACAGUCUUUAUCUUGUGUUUCGUCAACCUGCUCAACUACAUGGAUAGGUUCACCGUCGCAGGAGUUCUUCCCGACAUCGAGAGUUAUUUCGGAAUCGAUGACAGCAAAUCGGGUCUCCUCCAGACGGUUUUCAUUUGCAGCUACAUGUUCCUGGCGCCGCUCUUCGGUUACCUUGGCGAUCGCUACAACAGGAAGUUGAUCAUGAGCGGCGGUAUCGCUUUCUGGUCCCUCGUCACGCUUGCCAGCUCGUACACGCCCAAGCAGCACUUCUGGGCGUUGCUGCUGACACGUGGGCUGGUGGGCGUGGGCGAGGCCAGCUACUCCACUAUCGCGCCCACUAUCAUUGCCGACCUCUAUGUCAAGGAGCGUCGCACCAACAUGCUCUCCAUCUUCUAUUUUGCCAUCCCCGUGGGCAGUGGGCUGGGUUACAUUGUCGGCUCGCAAGUUAGCAACGUGGCCAAGGACUGGCACUGGGCUCUCAGGGUGACGCCAGCCUUAGGACUGUUGGCUGUUCUGCUUCUGGUCUUGGUGGUGCAAGAGCCCAAACGUGGCGCCGUGGAAGCCCGGCCUGAACAUCACCUUCACAAAGGCAGCUGGGUCAAUGACCUGCGAGCGCUCGCCAGGAACCGGAGCUUCGUCCUGUCCACUCUGGGCUUCACGGCCGUGGCCUUCGUCACGGGCUCGCUGGCUCUGUGGGCGCCCACUUUCCUAUUAAGGGCGGCCGUGUUUGCGGGCGAACGCGCCCCCUGCAUGGAGGCUCACUGCUCAUCUUCAGAAAGCCUGAUUUUCGGCGCCAUCACAUGUGUGACUGGUGUGCUGGGAGUCGCAGGCGGCGUCCAGGCUAGUCGUCAACUCCGGAGCAGAACGCCACGUGCCGACCCACUGGUGUGCGCCGCCGGCCUGCUGCUCUCGGCGCCCUUCCUGUAUCUCGCCAUAGUUUUGGCGCAAGCCAGCACCGUUGCUACAUAUGUUUUUAUUUUCCUGGGCGAGAUGUUUCUGUCCAUGAACUGGGCCAUCGUCGCCGACAUCCUGUUGUACGUGGUGGUUCCCACGCGGCGCUCCACGGCCGAAGCGCUGCAGAUCGUGGUUUCGCAUCUGCUAGGAGAUGCCGGAAGUCCUUAUCUCAUCGGGGUGGUGUCUGACUCCGUGAGGGGAGGGAGAGACUCGUUCUUGUGGCGUUUUCGCUCACUUCAGCUUUCGCUGCUGCUCUGCGCCUUCGUGUCCGUCGGGGGCGGAGCUUUCUUCCUGGCCACAGCCCUCUUCAUCGAAAACGACCGACUUCACGCCGAGAACUUCUCACCGGCGGAUGACCAGCCUAUCCCGGUACCCAAGAGCGGGCGUUCCACCCGUGUUCCCGUGUCCAGCGUUCUGAUUUGA
Nerophis lumbriciformis (worm pipefish) is the source of this 1521-nucleotide messenger RNA. Lineage: Eukaryota; Metazoa; Chordata; Actinopteri; Syngnathiformes; Syngnathidae. The record is from RefSeq and is a predicted model, not a curated record.